This is a messenger RNA of Labrus bergylta (ballan wrasse), 2099 nucleotides long. It is a transcript of the gene nploc4, whose product is annotated as NPL4 homolog, ubiquitin recognition factor. Gene Ontology annotation, cellular component: nucleus. Gene Ontology annotation, biological process: ubiquitin-dependent protein catabolic process. Gene Ontology annotation, molecular function: ubiquitin binding; ubiquitin protein ligase binding. The record is from RefSeq and is a predicted model, not a curated record. Lineage: Eukaryota; Metazoa; Chordata; Actinopteri; Labriformes; Labridae.
UCGGACCGGUGGGGGAGCGAUCGGUCACUAAUGUCUGCAACACCCGGUGUUUGAGUUGUGGGAUGGAGUUUCGUUGACAGACAGUUUCCACCGAGACGUGAGAGUUUAGUUUGUUUUCGUGUGUCUGCAAACGGAGAAGUGUUUCCAGGGAGCGCUGAGCCGGACAGUCAUGGAGGACACUAUUAUCGUCAGGGUUCAAUCCCCAGAUGGGAUGAGGAAAAUUGCUUCUACCAAGAGGGAGAUGGCGUCUGCGUUUCUGAAGAAGGUGGGCAAAGAGUUUGGGUUCAGCUCCAAUGGGUUUUCUAUUUACCUGAAUCGCAACAAGACCGGAGAGAUCCUUUCCCAGAACAAAACUAUGAGUGUGCUUAAGAUCAAGCAUGGCGACAUGCUGUUUCUGUACCCUUCAGGGGCCUCCUCUUCCUCCUCUGCAGAGGUGAUGGACACGGCCACCCCACACUCGUCUUCAUCACUACCAUCCAUCUCAUCAUCAUCCAUAUCCUCCUCAUCGUCCUCAUCGUCCUCCUCCAUGAUCCCCCGGUCCUUCUCGGCGCCCCAGGUCCAGGAGGAUGAGAUCGAUCAGUAUCUGGCCAAGCAGGACGGCAAGAUCUACAGGAACAAAGAUCCUCAACUAUGUCGCCAUGGUGCCCUUGGAAAAUGCGUGCACUGUGUACCAUUAGAGCCUUUUGACGAAGACUACCUGAAUCACCUCGACCCACCGGUAAAGCACAUGUCAUUCCACGCUUACCUUCGCAAGCUGACCGGUGGCGCCGAUAAAGGGAAGUUUGCAGCUUUGGAGAACAUCAGCUGUAAAAUUAAGUCAGGCUGUGAGGGCCACCCUCCCUGGCCGGAGGGGAUCUGCACCAAGUGCCAGCCCAGUGCCAUCACACUGAACAGACAGAAAUACAGACAUGUGGACAACAUCAUGUUUGAGAACCACACCAUUGCUGACCGCUUCCUGGACUUCUGGAGGAAGACUGGCAGUCAGAGGAUGGGGUACUUGUAUGGCAAGUACACUGAGCACACAGACAUCCCUCUGGGCAUCAGGGCCGAGGUGGCCGCCAUCUACGAGCCUCCACAGAACGCAACUCAGAACAGCCUUGAGCUGGUGGAGGAUCCAAAAGCUGCAGCUGUGGAUGAAAUUGCUGCCAAACUGGGCCUGUGCAAGGUGGGCUGGAUCUUCACAGACCUGCUCUCUGAGGACACGAGGAUAGGAACUGUCCGCUAUACGAGAAACCACGAAUCCCACUAUCUGAGCGCUGAGGAGUGCAUCACAGCAGGACACUUCCAGAACAGUCACUCAAACACCUGCAGACUCUCUCGAGACGGACAGUUCGGCUCUAAGUUUGUGACAGUGGUGGCGACAGGCGGUCCAGAUAACCAGGUACACUUUGAGGGGUACCAGGUGUCCAAUCAGUGCAUGGCUCUGGUAAGAGACGAGUGCCUACUGCCCUGCAAAGACGCUCCCGAGCUGGGCUACGUUAAAGAGUCGUGCCCUGAGCAGUACGUACCCGACGUCUUCUACAAGGACAAAGACAAAUUUGGAAAUGACAUCACGUUUCUAGCCCGGCCUCUCCCCGUGGAGUACCUCAUCAUAGAUAUAACGACCACGUUUCCAAAAGACCCCCAGUACACCUUCUGUUCCACGCAGCGCUUCCCCAUCGAGAACCGGGACAUCCUGGGAGAGACACAGGAUUUCCACAGUUUAGCGACGUACCUGUCCCAGUGCACCUCCACGGCAUUCCUGGACAUCGUGUCAGACUUCCACCUGCUCCUCUUCCUCGUCACCAAUGAAGUCAUGCCUCUAAGAGACAGCAUCGGGCUGCUUUUAGACGCUGUGAGAACUUCUGACGAGGAUCUGGCUCAGACCUGGAAGAAGUCGGAGCAGUGGGCCACGAUCGAGCAGCUGUGCAGUACGGUGGGCGGGCAGCCCUCCAGCUCUCUGGGCUACGGGGCCAUGGGCGGCCCCUCGGCCCCCGCCUCCUCCUCGGCCAUGUGGUCCUGCCUCCACUGCACCUUCAUGAACCAGCCUGGCACAGAGCACUGUGAGAUGUGCAGCCUGCCCCGCAGUUAAAAAUCCCCCCCUCCCCCUCCCCCUCCCC